AGUGUCUCUCACGCACUUCCUCGGUGUCACUUCGUUUAUCUAAUUGGGUUUGGGUCUGAAUCUCUUUACCAUUUAUGAAUAUCGACUCUUUUUGAGCUUUGCUCUGCUUCACUGAAGCUGUUUGCUUCUGUUUUCGCUUCCUUCGAUGAAGUUAACCUCCAAAUCUCGUCGUCUUCUUCCGUGGGUUUUGUUGUUUUUACUUCGCGCCCACCGAGGAAUUCAGGGAUUAGUCUUUUCGGUUUGCAUUCUUGUUUCCCGCUCUGCAAUAGAAUGAAAAUUUUCUCAAGUGUUCUUUUGUUCUCGAGGAAGUAAAGAUGAAUACGAGGGUCCGGACGACGUUGCAGACAAUGAAAUCUCCAAUGAAGCAUGAAAAAAAGGAUAAGAUGGAGCAACAGGGAAGCAAAUUGGUGGAUUCUGAGAAAGCGAGUGUAAAUCGACGUCGUUCAAGCAAAGAGAGAAAAAUGGCCUUACUUCAAGAUGUUGAUAAACUCAAGAAGAAGCUUCGACAUGAAGAGAAUGUGCACAGAGCUUUGGAGAGGGCUUUCACAAGACCUUUGGGAGCUCUACCUCGUCUUCCUCCGUAUCUCCCUCCACACACACUGGAGCUUCUUGCAGAAGUGGCUGUUCUGGAAGAGGAAGUAGUGCGGCUUGAAGAACAAGUUGUGAAUUUCAGACACGGCCUCUAUCAGGAAGCUGUCUACAUUUCAUCCUCCAAAAAGAACAUGGACGGUAUACCCGAUUUGUAUGAGCCCCAUCCAUGUAAAAAUUCCAAACAGGAUCAAGCAAAAUCUUCAUCCCAAGCUGAAAGCAAUUCAACAACAUCCAUGAAUGGAGUAUCUCUGCCUGGCAAUUCUUCAGGUUUGACACAAUUGGUUUCUGGCUCUGUUUCUGAUCGAACUGGGCAUUGUUCCAAUCGGCCCACAAAUGUGAAACAAUCAGAGAAGAAACCUCAUGGCUCUUUGGCUUCUCCAGAAGACAAACGGGGCAAGGAGAAUCAAUCCUGCCCCAAUUCUACUAAGAAGAAUAAACAAUCCCCAAAGCAGAAAUCUCUAAAAAUCCGAACUCCAGUGAAACGACCUCUCAAUGAGCCUAGAUCAGAAGAAAAGAACUUGGAUCCUGUGAAGCUACAGCUAGAAUGCAAUAUCAGAGACCAAGAUAGAGCUGAAGACAGCACUCCAGCUAUUCCUGAAGAAACAAUAUCAGCUGAAAGUAGUGUGCCAAAUAAAAUCUCAGAGGAUAUUCUAAACUGCCUGUUGAGCAUUUACUUAAGGAUGAGCACACCGAAGAAAAGGGUAAUGGAAGCAGAGACAUUGUCUCCCUUAUUGGCACCAGCAUCUCAUGGAAGCUCUGAAGUAACAGAGACCCAAGAUCCUUAUGAUGCCUUCUUAGAAUUUGGAAAGAUAGACAUUGGUCCAUAUAAACAUCUAUUUGUCAUUGAGGCCAGCUCAAUUGAUCUAAACCCAAAAACAAAUUCUCUUUUUCUGACCCGUAGACUGAAGCUUCUCCUUGGGAAGCUUGCUUCUGUCGAUUUACAGGGUCUCAAUCAUCAGCAAAAGCUUGCAUUCUGGAUCAACAUCUAUAAUUCCUGCAUGAUGAAUGCGUUCCUAGAGCAUGGGAUACCUGAGAACCCCCAGAUGGUCGUUGCACUGAUGCAGAAGGCAAAGAUAAAUGUUGGUGGACAUUUGCUGAAUGCAAUGACAAUUGAGCAUUUCAUUUUGAGAUUGCCUUACCACUCAAACUAUGCCCACACUAAAGGUGCAAAAAAUGAUGAGAUGGCAGCCAGGAGAACCUUUGGACUAGAAUGGUCUGAACCUUUGGUUACAUUUGCCCUCUCCUGCGGUAGCUGGUCCUCUCCUGCUGUAAGAGUGUACACUGCAUCUCAAGUUGAAAAUGAGCUAGAAGCAGCAAAGAGGGACUAUCUGCAAGCAGCAAUUGGUAUCUCAACAGCAAGAAAAUUGGUGAUCCCCAAGUUGUUGGACUGGUAUCUGCUAGACUUUGCAAAAGAUUUGGAAUCUUUUCUGGACUGGAUCUGCCUACAGCUACCUGAUGAACUCAGGAAGGAUGCUGUUAAGUGCAUUGAGAGAGGGAGAAGAGAACCUUUUUUGCAGUUGGUAAAAGUAACACCAUAUGAAUUCAGUUUCAGGUACCUUAUACACCAGUAGAAGCUCUGUUUUUUCUCAGCAUAAUCUUUUGUUUACAUGCACUUGUGGGGGUCUUGGGAUGGAUAUGUACACCAGAAAUAUAAAAAAAGAAUAGGAAAAGUAAAUAUAUAAGCUAUCCAUUUGUAUGUAAUUGAGUAAGCAAUGUUACUUUUCUUCCAUGAAGGGGUUUUGGCUGCAAUUCAAAGUAUUCUUGACCCAAUGAGUUUCCU
Molecule: messenger RNA, 2371 nt
Organism: Telopea speciosissima
Lineage: Eukaryota; Viridiplantae; Streptophyta; Magnoliopsida; Proteales; Proteaceae
Exons: 11
Coding region: 315-2162 (615 amino acids)
Source: RefSeq, a predicted model, not a curated record